AGAAUAGCGUUACACGUUCAUCCUUGACAGUGUGGACUGUUUGUUGCAUUUGCAUUUGCAUGUGAAGCUUUUUCAUUCCAUUUUGCGUAACCUUUUUCUCUGAAUUUCCUUUUCUCCCCGUCGUUCUCUCUUGAUCAGCUCUCUUUCUGAAAAACCAUGAAUUUUAUUGCCGGAGCUUUCAAGCCGCCAUGCAAGAUCUCAAUCUCUUUUGCUGAUGGAAGAACUCGCAAACAGGUUCGCAUGAAGAAGGAAAAUGGCCAAACAGUCAUGGUUCCUCUCUUUCAAAGUCAGGACAAUAUAAUUGGGGAGGUUAUUAUAGAACCUGCAAAUGGGAAGAAGGUUGAACAUAAUGGUGUAAAAAUUGAGCUUCUUGGUCAAAUUGAGUUAUAUUUUGAUAGAGGCAACUUCUAUGACUUUACUUCUCUUGUACGCGAACUUGAGGUUCCUGGCAAUUUAUAUGAAAGGAAAACAUACCCAUUCGAAUUCUCCACUGUUGAAAUGCCAUAUGAAUCAUACAAUGGAAUCAAUGUUAAGCUUAGGUACAUUUUGAAGGUGACUGUUAGUCGAAAUUAUGUCAACAGCAUUGUGGAAUGCAUGGAUUUUGUAGUUCGCAAUUACAUGCCAGCUCCAACAAUUAAUAACAGCAUUAAGAUGGAAGUAGGAAUUGAAGAUUGCUUACAUAUAGAGUUUGAAUACGGUAAAAGCAAGUAUCAUCUGAAGGAUGUCAUCAUUGGUAAAAUAUAUUUUCUUCUGGUGAGAAUCAAAAUAAAAACCAUGGAACUUGAAGUCAGGCGCCGAGAAUCAACUGGAUCUGGGACCAAUACAUAUGUUGAGACAGAAACCCUUUCAAAGUUUGAGUUGAUGGACGGUGUUCCAGUCCGAGGAGAAUCAAUUCCUGUCAGAUUGUUCCUCAGUCCAUAUGAGCUGACUCCAACAUACUACAAUAUCAAUAACAAGUUCAGUGUGAAGUAUUAUCUUAAUCUUGUUCUUGUGGAUGAAGAAGACAGACGGUACUUCAAGCAGCAAGAAAUCACAGUGUAUCGGCUUAAUGAAAAUGACUCCUGAAUAUGCCACGGGAUUAGGAAUUGUUCUGUUCGUGUCACCACUUGCGAGUGGAAAGUUUUCUAAUAAUUUUACUGUAGUGACAAAUUUUGAAACGAUUUUUUAUACCGUUAACAAAUUAGAAAUAACUCUAGAAAUGACUUUUAAAAUAGUUAUUACAGAAAUUAAUAAUUUUUAACUUUAU
This is a messenger RNA of Abrus precatorius (Indian licorice), 1246 nucleotides long. Its product is annotated as vacuolar protein sorting-associated protein 26B-like. The transcript has 11 exons. The coding region runs from base 157 to 1065 and encodes 302 amino acids. Gene Ontology annotation, cellular component: endosome; retromer complex. The record is from RefSeq and is a predicted model, not a curated record. NCBI's taxonomy places the organism in Eukaryota, Viridiplantae, Streptophyta, Magnoliopsida, Fabales, Fabaceae. Gene Ontology annotation, biological process: intracellular protein transport; retrograde transport, endosome to Golgi.